Theobroma umbraticum is the source of this 3350-nucleotide messenger RNA. It is a transcript of the gene AGO1, whose product is annotated as Stabilizer of iron transporter SufD / Polynucleotidyl transferase. NCBI's taxonomy places the organism in Eukaryota, Viridiplantae, Streptophyta, Magnoliopsida, Malvales, Malvaceae. The record is from RefSeq and is a predicted model, not a curated record. Gene Ontology annotation, molecular function: protein binding; RNA binding.
AUGGUUAGGAAGAAGAAAUCCGAUGCCCCUUCUGCUGGAGGUGAAAGUUCUCAGUCCCAGAUACUGGUGUUCAGCGGUCGUGGUCUACCACGUCAUCCUCAACAGGGAGGAGGUGGAGGAAGCUACCAAGGUGGAAGAGGUUGGGUUCCUCAGUCCCAGCAAGCAGGUCGGGGAGCUUAUGGUGGUGGUGCGGGUCGUGGCAUGUCCCAACAGCAGUAUGCUGGAGAACCCCAGAAUACCAAGGUAGGGGAAGGAGGGCCUUCCCAGCAAGGAGGUCGAGGGGGAUGUAGCGGUCGAGGUGGUGGAAGCCGUGGAGGAGGAUCUUUCCCCGGUGGAUCAUCCCGACCACCUGUACCCGAGCUGCACCAAGCAACCCUAUCUUUUAAAGCUGCUGACCCCCAGCCUGCACCAUCUGAGGCAGGUUCAUCAUCCAGGCCACAUGAUCAAGCGCUGGUACAGCAAGUUCAGCAGCUGUCCAUCCAGCAAGAAGCCAGCCAAGCAGUUCAGCGUCCUCCCUCAAGCAAAUCAGUGAGGUUUCCUCUUCGGCCUGGAAAGGGUUGCACUGGCAUUAAGUGUAUAGUCAAGGCUAAUCAUUUCUUUGCUGAACUUCCAGAUAAAGAUUUGCACCGUAUGAUGUAAGUUACUAUAACACCCGAGGUUACAUCACGAGGGGUGAACCGGGCUGUGAUGGGACAACUGGUGAAAUUAUACAGAGAAUCACAUCUUGGAAAGCGCCUUCCUGCUUAUGAUGGCCGAAAGAGUCUUUACACUGCUGGACCUCUUCCUUUUGUGUCAAAGGAGUUUAAGAUUACUCUUAUUGAUGAAGAUGAUGGGUCAGGAGUUCCAAGAAGAGAGCGUGAAUUUAGAGUCGUGAUCAAAUUGGCUGCACGUGCUGAUCUGCACCAUCUUGGACUCUUUUUGCAAGGGAAGCAAGCUGAUGCACCUCAGGAAGCCCUUCAGGUUCUUGACAUUGUUCUUCGUGAAUUGCCUACUACUAGGUACUGUCCUGUUGGCCGUUCAUUUUACUCCCCUGAUCUAGGAAGAAGGCAGCCUUUAGGUGAGGGGCUAGAAAGUUGGCGUGGUUUCUACCAAAGCAUUCGUCCAACACAGAUGGGACUGUCACUGAAUAUUGAUAUGUCUUCAACUGCUUUCAUUGAGCCAUUGCCAGUCAUUGAUUUUGUAACACAAUUGCUAAAUCGGGAUGUUUCUUCGAGACCACUAUCUGAUGCUGAUCGUGUAAAGAUCAAAAAGGCUCUUAGAGGAGUCAAGGUGGAAGUUACACAUCGUGGAAACAUGCGAAGAAAAUAUCGUAUAUCUGGUUUAACAUCUCAAGCAACUAGAGAGCUGACUUUCCCUGUAGAUGAAAGAGGUACAAUGAAAUCUGUUGUGGAGUACUUUUAUGAAACUUAUGGUUUCAUCAUUCAACACACUCAAUGGCCAUGUCUACAAGUGGGAAACCAGCAGAGGCCAAAUUAUUUGCCUAUGGAGGUAUGCAAGAUUGUGGAGGGUCAGAGGUACUCCAAGAGAUUGAAUGAGAGACAGAUCACUGCUUUGCUGAAGGUUACCUGCCAGCGCCCACAGGAAAGAGAGUAUGAUAUUAUGAAGACGGUACACCACAAUGCUUAUCAUGACGACCCCUAUGCAAAAGAAUUUGGAAUUAAAAUCAGUGAGAAGCUUGCUUCAGUUGAAGCACGCAUUCUUCCCCCACCAUGGCUUAAAUAUCAUGAUACAGGUAGAGAGAAGGAUUGCCUGCCUCAAGUUGGGCAAUGGAAUAUGAUGAAUAAGAAAAUGGUUAAUGGAGGGACUGUUAACAACUGGAUCUGCAUAAAUUUUUCUCGGCAAGUCCAAGAUAGUGUAGCCCGAGGGUUUUGUUAUGAACUUGCACAAAUGUGUUAUAUCUCUGGCAUGGCUUUUACUCCUGAACCAGUGCUUCCUCCAAUCAGUGCACGUCCUGAGCAGGUGGAGAAGGUCUUGAAAACUCGAUAUCAUGAUGCCAUGACUAAACUCCAGCCCCAGAACAAAGAGCUUGACCUGCUUAUUGUUAUUCUGCCAGAUAAUAAUGGCUCUCUCUACGGUGAUUUGAAACGGAUUUGUGAAACAGAUCUUGGAAUUGUUUCUCAGUGCUGCCUUACUAAACAUGUAUUUAAAAUGAGUAAACAAUAUUUGGCCAAUGUGGCAUUGAAGAUUAAUGUCAAGGUUGGAGGAAGGAAUACGGUUCUUGUUGAUGCAAUAUCACGAAGAAUUCCUCUAGUUAGUGACCGGCCAACUAUAAUUUUUGGUGCUGAUGUUACCCAUCCUCACCCUGGGGAGGAUUCAAGCCCCUCUAUUGCAGCUGUUGUUGCCUCCCAAGAUUGGCCUGAGGUUACAAAAUAUGCCGGCCUGGUUUGUGCUCAAGCUCAUCGCCAGGAGCUCAUUCAAGAUUUAUACAAGACAUGGCAGGAUCCUGUAAGGGGGACUGUGUCUGGUGGCAUGAUUAAGGAGCUCCUGAUAUCUUUCCGAAGAGCCACUGGACAGAAGCCACAGCGCAUCAUUUUCUACAGGGAUGGUGUCAGUGAGGGCCAGUUUUAUCAAGUCUUGCUGUAUGAACUUGAUGCUAUUCGUAAGGCAUGUGCCUCCUUGGAGCCAAACUAUCAGCCUCCUGUUACUUUUGUUGUGGUACAAAAGCGACAUCACACAAGGUUGUUUGCUAAUAACCAUAAUAACCGCAAUGAUGUUGACAAGAGUGGAAAUAUUUUACCUGGCACUGUUGUGGACUCCAAAAUCUGUCAUCCAACGGAGUUUGACUUCUACUUAUGCAGCCAUGCUGGGAUUCAGGGUACAAGCCGUCCAGCACAUUACCAUGUGCUGUGGGAUGAGAACAAGUUCACAGCUGAUGCAUUGCAGUCACUCACAAACAACCUUUGCUAUACAUAUGCAAGGUGCACGCGAUCUGUGUCAAUUGUUCCCCCUGCAUAUUAUGCACACCUUGCUGCAUUCCGAGCUCGUUUUUAUAUGGAACCGGAGACUUCAGACAGUGGAUCGAUGACAAGUGGGACAGCUGCUGGGCGCGGAGGUAUGGGGGGUGCACGAAGCACUAGAGGACCUGGUGCUAGUGCUGCUGUGAGACCUCUGCCUGCCUUGAAAGAAAAUGUCAAGCGGGUUAUGUUUUACUGCUAGGGGGUGCUCCUGAACCAUAUAUUUUAAAUCUAGUAUUUUGAACAGUUCCUACAGUGUGUGGUUUUGCUUUGGAGUAUAGGACUAAAACUAUCCUUUGUCAGAACCUUUAAGCUUUUAUUGUGUUGUACGAUGUUGACUGGUGAACUAUGCUAAGUACUGAUCAGUUAUCCAUUAAUUAUGUCUUACCCCAGUCA